CAGGCUCCUCUCCAAAGAUUUAGAAAAUGGAGCCUCUCACAACUACUUACCCUCUGAAAAACUCGAUGCGCAAGGCGAGAGUCUUUGUUGUUUUUCUGUCGAUGGUUUUGUGUACUGCUAUUCUGUGCCUGCUGCAGCUCAGAUUUUUUAAACCUAAAAUGAAAGAUUUUUAUUCCUUUGAAGUCAAGGAUUCACGAGGAAGGAUUGUUUCCUUGGAGAAGUACAGGGGAAAAGCAACUUUGGUUGUAAACGUGGCCAGUUACUGCCAACACACAGACAAAAAUUACAUCUCACUGCAAGAACUACACAGAGAGUUUGGUCCCUCCCACUUCACUGUGCUGGCUUUUCCCUGCAACCAGUUUGGAGAAUCAGAGCCUAGUUCAAGCCAGGAAAUAGAAUCUUUUGUCAAAGGAAAUUAUGGAGUAACCUUCCCUGUUUUCCACAAAAUCAAGAUCCUAGGAUCAGAAGCAGAGCCUGCCUUUAAAUUUCUAAUAGAUUCUUCAAAGAAAGAACCUCGAUGGAAUUUCUGGAAGUACCUUGUCAACCCUGAUGGUAAAGUUGUGAAAUUUUGGAGGCCUGAAGAAUCCAUAGAAAGUAUUAAGCCAGAAGUAGCAUCAUUAAUCAGGCAGAUUAUCGUGAAAAAAAGAGAAGACCUCUGAAAAAAAAAGUCAUUCACUGUGAAUCCCCUCAACAGCAUGAGCCUUACUACCUUUCUGGGAAAUGCUGCUAGAAACUAAACCAUCAGGUGAUUUGACUUCUUUUUGGUGUUAAGUGUUUUCAGCUACACUAUCCUGUUAACAUUGAAUGCCCUCCUGCAAAAACCUUGGGAACCACUGAGGUUACUGAGAAUGGCAAGGCACUCAGAACCUCGCUGGGAGGGGCCUUCAUUUGCAUAAAUUUUCUGAGUGUUUCUUUAAAUUCUGACAAUAACAAACUACAACUGUCACCAGCAGAGAAAUAGCUAAAAAGAAGAGGAUUAGUUGAUAAAUUACUCAGUGCUUGCACAGAAGAGUUAUGUUUCCCAUCUAACCAGUUGCAAGUAGAUAUCAAUGUUCCAUUCAUACAUAACUGGCUGAAAGACAUGGGGCCCAGAUGCAUCACAGCAGGGUUUUUGGAGACAAAUGAAACUGAAGAUAACAGGCUCUGAAAUAUCUUCUCUA
This is a messenger RNA of Dryobates pubescens (Downy woodpecker), 1160 nucleotides long. It is a transcript of the gene GPX8, whose product is annotated as glutathione peroxidase 8 (putative). Lineage: Eukaryota; Metazoa; Chordata; Aves; Piciformes; Picidae. Bases 27 to 659 code for a protein of 210 amino acids. The transcript is spliced from 3 exons. The record is from RefSeq and is a predicted model, not a curated record. Gene Ontology annotation, molecular function: glutathione peroxidase activity. Gene Ontology annotation, biological process: response to oxidative stress.